This is a messenger RNA of Chlorella variabilis, 204 nucleotides long. RefSeq lists its product as hypothetical. The record is from RefSeq and is a predicted model, not a curated record. The transcript is spliced from 3 exons. The coding region runs from base 1 to 204 and encodes 67 amino acids. Lineage: Eukaryota; Viridiplantae; Chlorophyta; Trebouxiophyceae; Chlorellales; Chlorellaceae.
AUGGUGGCCGAGGAUAGGCUGCAGGACGGCCGGGCGGGAGCGGGAGAGGAGGGUGUCCCGCCCGCCGUCCCGCGGGUCCAACAGUACGGGCUGUGCCUGAAGGCCACGUUGCCCGAGGUGGAGAAGGGCCUGUGCGAGCGUGAGUUCCAGCAGCUGCGUGCGUGCUGGCUCAAGGCAUUCCGCGCCGCUCUGCGCAGCAAGUGA